AUGGCUGAAAUCAAGGAGGAAGAAUACGUUCACAAAGUGUACAACGAAAUAGCGGACCAUUUUUCAGAAACGCGUUACAAGCCAUGGCCGAUUGUCAUAGGUUUCCUCAAUAAAAGAAGCGUGGGAAGUAUAGGUAUUGAUGUGGGAUGCGGCAACGGCAAAUAUCUGAAAAUAAACCCGAAUGUAUUUAUUAUUGGCUCUGACCGGUCCUCGGGACUCAUUCAGUGUGCUCAUAGUAUAGAUAAAAGCCACAAUGUUAUGGUUGCGGAUGGAAUGCAUCUUCCACAUAAGGAUAACUCUUUCGAUUUUGCGAUUUCGAUUGCAGUGAUACAUCAUUGGUCUACCAGAGAAAGACGUGUUUCUGCGAUAGCCCAUAUACUGAGUAAAUUGAAAGCAGGCGGUGAGGCGCUGAUAUACUGUUGGGCAUUGGAACAAGGCAAUUCUAGAAGAGGUUACCACGAAGGCAUGGAACAAGAUAUCUUGGUACCAUGGGUGCUCCAAGAAAAGAAAACGAAAAUGGCACUCAAGGAAAGGAAACGUGAUAAAGCCAUUAAACCAGAUUUAACGGGCGUACCGCCAAACGAGAGAGCCAAAUUCAUGGCCAAUUGGAAAAAAGAGCAGGACCGAAAGAGAUCAGAGCAACAGCUCGAUCCCCAAAACAUUGAGUCAGAUACGCAGGAAAAAAAUACUAAAUACAGAUAUUAUCAUUUAUACCGCGAGGGCGAAUUAGAAGAGGAUUGUUUGCUCGCGGGUGGAACCGUCUUGGAUAAAGGUUAUGAAAAGGAUAAUUGGUACGUCGUAGUAGCGAAAUAG
Zygotorulaspora mrakii is the source of this 813-nucleotide messenger RNA. It is a transcript of the gene TRM9, whose product is annotated as tRNA (carboxymethyluridine(34)-5-O)-methyltransferase. Gene Ontology annotation, cellular component: nucleus; cytoplasm. Gene Ontology annotation, molecular function: S-adenosylmethionine-dependent methyltransferase activity; tRNA binding. The record is from RefSeq and is a predicted model, not a curated record. Bases 1 to 813 code for a protein of 270 amino acids. The transcript has a single exon. NCBI's taxonomy places the organism in Eukaryota, Fungi, Ascomycota, Saccharomycetes, Saccharomycetales, Saccharomycetaceae. Gene Ontology annotation, biological process: tRNA wobble uridine modification.